Sordaria macrospora k-hell is the source of this 234-nucleotide messenger RNA. RefSeq lists its product as uncharacterized. The record is from RefSeq and is a predicted model, not a curated record. NCBI's taxonomy places the organism in Eukaryota, Fungi, Ascomycota, Sordariomycetes, Sordariales, Sordariaceae. Gene Ontology annotation, molecular function: transcription corepressor activity.
AUGUCUGAAAACGGCGAGGCCAACACCGCUACGAGCCCAACAGCGACCAACUCUGCGGAUGACGCCCGUCAAGAGCUCUCAGUCCAGCUUGAGGAUCUGCUAAAUACGCUGUCGAACAAGUUCGCCGGUGUCUCCAGCGAGAUAUUUGCCAAGAUGGACGAGAUGUCAAGGCGUUUGGACAAUCUGGAGUCUCAAAUAAUGGCCGGCAAGGAGAAGCCAAAUGGACCGGCGUGA